Molecule: messenger RNA, 2959 nt
Organism: Capsaspora owczarzaki ATCC 30864
Lineage: Eukaryota; Filasterea; Ministeriida; Capsasporidae
Exons: 15
Coding region: 240-2765 (841 amino acids)
Biological process (GO): protein phosphorylation
Molecular function (GO): ATP binding; protein binding; protein kinase activity
Source: RefSeq, a predicted model, not a curated record
GGCUUGGUGGUCGUGGUGGUGGGUGGCGUGGAGGGCCGGGAUUGGCUAGGCAAAACACAGUGAUUCAGAACCAGAAGAUCUGCAUCACACGAAUGAGCCGAUAGCUGUGGCGAGGAAUCUCAUGACAAAAGCGAUGAACGCGGCAUGAAAAGCCAUCCACGAGUUGGCUGCAUCGUCCUGGACUGGCGGAGGGGAGGGUGCGCGUCUUAAUUGGCCAAAAGCGAGAACUCGCCUGACUGAUGUUUCCAUUGCAGAUGUUUUUUAGACGUACGUCGCGGCAGCGCGCGCUGUUUGCGCAAGCCAAGUCUUCCAGGUCGGUCGAGCUCCAAAACUCAGAAAUCACUGACGCGGAUGCUUUGGUGAUUGCCGAGGGUCUCAAGGCAAACAGCAACUUGCAGACGCUUAAUUUGAAUGACAACCAGAUUGGCGACAAGGGAGCAAAGGCGAUUGGAUCGGCACUUCGGAACAAAAGGAUUCUGUCUGGUCUCUAUUUGGGCGGUAACAGUAUUGGUGACGCUGGAGCUCGAGCCAUUGCUGAAGCCGUAAAGACGGCGCCUGAGAUGACUCACCUCUGGCUGUACAAGAAUCAAAUUGACGACGCGGGAGCACAGGCGAUCGGAUUAGCGCUUCGGAACAAGCCGAAGCUCUCCACUCUCUUCUUGUUCGAGAACAGUAUUGGUGAUACUGGAGCUCGUGCCAUCGCUGAAGGUCUGCUGGCGUCGACCGCGUUGACGGACCUCAGGAUGUAUGACAACCAAAUCGGUGACGCAGGAGCACAGGCGAUCGGAUCUGCGCUUCGAAACAAGACCAACCUGUCUUCUCUCCACUUGAACACGAACAAGAUUGGUGACAUUGGCGCUCGUGCCAUCGCAGAAGGCCUGACAUCGACUGCGCUGACUCAACUCGGGAUGCACACCAAUGAGAUUGGCGAAGCCGGAGCGCGGGCGAUCGGAACUGCGCUCCGAAACAAGGCCAAUCUGUCGAAAUUCUACUUGAGCAAGAACAACAUUGGUGACGCCGGAGCUAGUGCCAUCGCUGAAGGCCUGCAGACGUCAAGUGCGCUGACCGACCUCAGGAUGAAUGCCACUCAAAUUGGCGACACGGGAGCGCAGGCUAUCGGAUUCGCGCUCCGGAACAAGCCUAAUUUGUCAGCACUUGGUGUCGAUACAAACAAGAUCACUGAUGCCGGAGCUCGUGCAAUUGCCGAGGGACUGAAGACGUCGACAGCGCUUACUCAGCUCGCGAUGAAUGCCAAUCAAAUCGGCGACGUGGGAGCGCAGGCGAUCGGAUCUGCGCUUCAGAGCAAGGUUUUUCUGUCGAAACUCAAUGUGUCGGACAACCAGAUCUCCUCAAGUGCGGUCCAAUUUUUAUCCUCAUGCGUUCCCUCAAAUUGCGAGUUGUCGACCGAAAACCAGCGGGCUCGUGUUCAAGUCGCUGCCCCCGGCCGCGUUCCAUCGGCAUCGACUUCUGUGCGCACUUCAGCCCCACCGCCACCUACCGGCGUUCGAAAUUCAAUCACGAGUCCAUCCCGCAUCCCAGUAAAACCCCCGCUACCAAGUACUCCCUACUCGCUUCCCGCCACGCCUGAACCGAUGUCUGAGCAAGUUCGCCAACUCCAGGCGCGUAUUGUCCAAAUGGAACAAGCUCAGCAGACGACAGCCACUGCACCCAUCAUCUCCAACAUUCUGAAAGUACCAUUGCAUGUUCUGUCGCAAGCCACAGCGCAGUUUUCAGAGUCCAAGCGCAUCGGUGGCGGUGGAUUUGGCAGCGUCUACUCUGGUGUCUGGAGCGGUCAGCAAGUUGCCGUCAAACGCUUGGCAGCAGAUUCAACCCAAGGCAUCGCUCAGUUCGAGGCCGAGCUCGAAGCCCUCUCGCGUUUCCGUCACCCGAACAUUGUCACCAUCAUGUGUUAUGCUCAAGAAGGCAACGAGCGCUGCUUGGUCUACGAGCUGAUGGCAAACGGUUCUGUUCGCGAUCGUCUUGAUCGCAAGGAUGGGACGCCUGCAUUAAGCUGGCAGCAGCGCCGAAACAUUGCGACCGAUAUUGCGAACGCCAUGCACUUUGUGCAGACUGCGAUUCCGCGCCAGCCGCUGUUCCAUUUGGAUCUCAAAACAGACAAUGUGCUGCUGGACGCUCAGUUCAACGCAAAGGUCGCCGACUUUGGUCUGACGCGCUCUGCUCCAGCUCAAGUGGAUGCACACAGCUACAUUCGUACGCAGACGGUUCAAGGAACCCUUCAGUACAUUUGCCCAGAGUACCAUCACGAAGGCAAGGUUUCUAUCAAAACGGAUGUGUACUCGAACGGCAUGAUUCUGCUUGAGCUCGUUACGGGACAGCAGCCCAGUAUCAAUCUGAUGGGUACCGUUCGACGCGAGCUUAAGAAGAGCCGCAAAAUCGAUGCGGUGCUUGACAAGGCGAUCGACUGGAGCCCUCAAGACAAGGAGUCGGCACAAGCCAUAGCGGAGCUUGCGCUUGAUUGCCUCGAGCCCACGCGAGUUGAUCGACCGUCGUUUGGCGAGAUCCUGAGACGAUUGUCGGGCGAAGAAGCUGAAGUAAACGAGGACAAGACCAUCGAAGACAGCGAACGCGAGUGCUUGCUCUGUUGGAGCGCCCCCACGAAUGCCAAGCUGGUGCCGUGCUGCCACGCAUGUGUCUGCGUUGCAUGUGCUCAAACGAUGAUCCAGCGUCAAGACAAGUGCAUGAUCUGUCGAGUGCUUCCGACCUCGUUCCAACAGGGCGCGUACAACCAGACUUUUGUGAACUGAGUUGUUGGACGGUUCUCCAAUGUUUCAUUGCACUUUUCAUGUUCAUGUUGAGUUUGCUUCGCCUCGUCCUAAAAUCUGAGUGUAAAUUGCUUCUGCGCUGCUACGUGUCCUUUUUCCGGUUGUUCCCCUUUCGCUUGCUUGUUCACUUUUGUGCUGGCCUUCUUGUCGUCAAUCAUGAAUCUUUCUCUGUCGCA